CUUGGUCAGCUAACGAAUUGGUCAGGGAAUGAAAGGAAAAACUGAAAAGGUUAAGUUUUCUGAAAAUGAAACUAAAACUACUUUGCAAACUCUAUCCCUAGAGCCAAAUGUCCGGCGAUAUCCCGCCCACAAAUCAAGCGACGCGAUGAAUUCCGAUAGGAUCAGCGAACUGCCAGAUCCUUUACUAACUCAGAUACUCUCCCACCUUCCCAUCAUCGACUCCGUCAAAACAAGCGUUCUAUCGAAGAGAUGGGAGUCUCUCUGGCCCAACGUCUCAACGCUUGACCUUAACGACAGAGACAUCUCCCCACCUUACAAGAAACUAUUCGCGAGCUUCAUCGACUCCUUCCUCGAACACAACUUCGAAUCGCGCCUCCAAAGGCUCGAGAUCAAGUACGACGAGUGCAACGCGAACCCCUUCCCGAUCAGCGAGUGGAUCUCCACGGCCGUCGAUCUCCGCGGGAUCAAGCAUCUCGUCGUCGAGAUUCGGAAUCCGAUGUACGUCAUCGAUUUCACGCCUAAGAGUGUUUACAAGAGCGAGACGCUGGUGUCCUUGAGACUCGGGCGCGUUAGGGUUAGGAAUCUGGUGGAGGUCGAUGAUGUUGUUUCUCUGCCUUGUCUUAAGAUCAUGCGUCUAGAGAAUGUUUGUUAUGGUAAAGAAGGUGAUUUGUGUGUGGAGAAGCUUAUCUCCGGUUGUCCGGUUCUUGAAGAUCUUGAUUUGGUGAGGAAGUGUAAUGAUCUUGUGAAGACUCUGCGUGUGAGGUCUCGGAGUUUGAAGAUGUUUCGUUUAGAGUUUCGUUUGGGGAUGGGUGGUGGUACUGAGUAUGAGGUUGAGAUUGAUGCUCCAGCGCUGGAGUAUAUGAGUUUUAAAGAUAGUCAGUCUGAUAGGAUUGUGGUGAAGAACUUGAGCUCCUUGGUAAAGAUUGAUGUUGAUAGUGAGUUUAAUGUUAAGGUUGGGGACGGUGAGAUUGAUCUUACAAAGAGUGAUACUAUCCGUGAUUUUCUCAUUGGGGUUUCUAGUGUAAGACAGAUGAUCAUCUCUGAGCCUACUCUAGAGAUCCUGUAUCGUUAUUCCAAACUGGUACCAGUUGCUGAAUUUCAGAGGUUACAUCAUUUGCAAGCUGCGUUUUCAAGCUCAUCGUUACUGUUUCUGCCAGCCUUUCUUGAGAGCUGCCCAAAUCUGAAAAACCUAGUCUUGGACUUUUCUGUUUCAACGGAGUCAGAGCAGAUCAACCUUACCGAUGUACCUCGCUGUUUAAGAUCGACUUUGGAGUGUGUUGAGAUUAACAAACUGAUUAUGAGGGAAGAAACUGGGAUAAAACUAGUGAAUUACUUUCUUGAGAAUGCAGCAGUACUCAAGAAACUUUCUUUGAGUUUCACUGAUUCUCCUAUGGCCGACGAGGAUCUAGAUAUCUACAAGGGGCUUCUUACACCUAUAAAGCGUUCUCGCAUAUGUCAAGUUUUCAUCAGCUGAUGAUGCUGGUGUGGGCACGUGAGCAUUUGUCACUGAGGAGGGAAUGAUCAAUUCUCGUGAAACUGCAUUUCGUUGGUAAGAUCUAUUAGGAUUUGAACUUGGGAAUUAAAAGAACAAGACCGUGAUGGGGAAGAACACAUGAGGCUCCUGAUUUCACUUACGGUUUGCAGAACAACCUCUCUCUGAGAACAAGUGAUUAUAGUAACAAUGGACAAUCUCUGCCUUUAAGAGACUGGUCUAUAUCUAAUUAUAUAGUAUUGACUGGAGCAAAUCGCACUCUUGCUCUUCGUAAUUAUAUAGUAUUUUCUGUUCUUUUUCAGAUUGAAUUCUGAUUUGGAUUCUUCACUCUGGGGGUGUUGCACUGUUAUUAUAUUAUAUAUUCGGUUUCAUUCA
This is a messenger RNA of Raphanus sativus (radish), 1867 nucleotides long. Its product is annotated as putative F-box/FBD/LRR-repeat protein At5g44950. Bases 29 to 1474 code for a protein of 481 amino acids. The record is from RefSeq and is a predicted model, not a curated record. Gene Ontology annotation, molecular function: protein binding. Lineage: Eukaryota; Viridiplantae; Streptophyta; Magnoliopsida; Brassicales; Brassicaceae. The transcript is spliced from 4 exons.